CACAAAUGCAGCUUUUUUUUCUACCAUUCAUCACUUCUCGUGUACUUCUCACCCCAAAUUGGCGUAUUUUCCAUCCAAACAAAAAUCAACAUCGUCAAGACGCGCGUCCCGCUCCUCAACACAAUGGCUGUCACCAGCUCCCACACUUACAGACACACACAGAACCGGGACCAGGUCAACGACAAUUCUCUAUUCUUCUUCAUGCCUAACCAAGAAUGGGAUGUUUUCACUGUCAGCAAAGAAGAAAUCUCCGGCCUAGUUAGCCAUGUUGUCGACGAUGCGGACCCGCACGGAGCCAUCACAUUCAACUGCGCCGAGCAACUCAUGAUGUACUGCAAGGUCGCAAGGUUCCACGAUUACGAAAGACAUGCUCGCUUGCUUUCAACAACCCACGGACAGGCAACACCCGGCUUUACGCAUGAGAAUUGGGACCAAGUCAAGAGCGAAGUCGUCGUAACUGGCAAAAUUGCAAAGUCCAGUCAGAACCCACAUUUGAGACGCAGGCUUCUGUCUACAGGCGACCGUAUUUUAUGCGAAGCCGCCUCUAAAGACCGCGUAUGGGGCAUCAGAUACACGGUAAAGCAUACCAUGUCUCAACAACGGCAUUAGGGGGAGAAUCGCCUAGGCAAGGUGCUAAUGGCGACAAGAGACCAUCAUAAGGCCGAACAAGCUUGGAACAGAUAAACUUGAGAGCUAUGGAAGGACUGAAUCCAUAAUAAGCUCCCUUGAUCUACAUGGAUUUGGUACGAGGAGAACGACAGUACAGCUCAUGUUGGAAGUCGAUGAAGAGGAAUUGUUCGACAACUCAACACAUAAACCCACUCACGCACACACGCAUGCCUUCAUCAGCAGGAACUAGAAUGGGCAGAGUUAGAAUGGUAUACUAGCCAAAU
This is a messenger RNA of Colletotrichum navitas, 893 nucleotides long. RefSeq lists its product as uncharacterized. The transcript has 3 exons. Lineage: Eukaryota; Fungi; Ascomycota; Sordariomycetes; Glomerellales; Glomerellaceae. The record is from RefSeq and is a predicted model, not a curated record. The coding region runs from base 124 to 609 and encodes 161 amino acids.